AUGGCAGUGCCUUCAUUUUCAAGCCGCGCAGAAGAGGUCCGCAAUCUUUUGAGCGCAGUCGAAGACCUUCUAAUUCCCUUCAUCCGAUCCGCGGACCAGGAUACGCUUGCCCCGAAAGCUCGAACAAAUGGCGCCAACAAGACCAAUGGGGCCAACGGAGACCACACAAUUGUUGGUGAAUCGCUGGUGAACUACAAAAAGCCGGAAGAACUGCAGAAUAUCUUGCAAUUGAGCCUUCCGCAACAAGCUACUGGACAAGAGGGCUUGAUCGAGAUUCUUCGCAAGGUCCUCCAGUACUCCGUCAACACCUGGCAUCAAGGCUUCCUAGACAAGCUGUAUGCUUCGACAAAUGCGCCUGGUGUUGCGUCUGAGCUAAUACUAGCGGCGUUGAACACGAACGUCCAUGUAUAUCAGGUAUCGCCGGCUCUCUCCGUCAUCGAGAAGUAUACCGGACAACAGCUGGCCGCGCUUUUUGGAUUAACCGGGCCGCGAGCUGGUGGAAUUUCAGUUCAGGGUGGCUCUGCAUCAAAUACGACGUCUAUUGUCAUUGCGCGCAAUAAUCUAUACCCAAGCACGAAGACGGACGGCAAUGGCAACUACAAGUUCGUUCUGUUCACGAGCGCUCACGGACACUACAGCAUAGAAAAGGCAGCUCAAAUGCUAGGCCUCGGCAGCAAUGCGGUCUGGUCGGUUCCAAUUGACAAACAGGGGCGACUGAUUCCUGCAGAGCUCGAAAGGCUGGUCCAAAAGGCAUUGAGCGAAAAGCGCACACCCUUUUACGUCAAUGCAACUGCCGGAACAACAGUCAUGGGUUCUUUCGACCCAUUUGAGGAGAUAUCAACCAUCUGCAAGAAUUAUAACCUAUGGCUACAUGUGGACGGUUCCUGGGGUGGCUCGUUCGCUUUUUCACAACGCCAACGCCACAAGCUCGCAGGCGCGGAAAAAGCCAACAGCAUUGCCAUCAACCCGCAUAAGAUGCUGGGAGUCCCUGUAACCUGUUCUUUCUUACUAGCGGCAGACUUGCGGCAAUUCCAUCGUGCAAACACUCUUCCUGCCGGAUACCUCUUCCAUAACGAGGAUGAAAGCGAGGUCCCUUCGGCAGGAAACGGAGUUGAGCCAGGGACAGCGUCGGAGCUAGACACCGACUCUCCCGAAAUAUGGGAUCUUGCAGACCUAACACUCCAAUGCGGUCGCCGCGCCGACUCGCUUAAGCUCUUCCUCGGCUGGACGUACUACGGCACAGCCGGGUACGAAAGCCAGAUUGACACAGCCUGCGAGACAGCAGCAUACCUUGCGACACUUGUUCAGGGUAACCCUAACUUUGUCCUCGUCAGCGAGAACCCACCUCCUUGUCUUCAGGUAUGCUUCUACUAUGCACCGGAUGGUAAACUCCUCCAUCCACGCGGUGCCGGUGUCGUCUCAAAUGAAAAAGAGCGAGCCAAGGCCAACAGCAAGGUCACGGAGCAAAUAACGCACGCGAUUGUGAAACGGGGUUUCAUGGUUGAUUAUGCGCCGCCAAGCGGGGACGAGAAUGCAGUUGGCGAUGGCAAAUUCUUCCGGUGUGUCGUUAAUGUGCAGACCAGUCGCGAGACUGUCGAAGGGCUCGUUCGGGCCAUUGAGGACGUUGGGCCAGGGAUUGUCGAGAAUCUCAAAGUGGAGCCAUCGGCGGCAAAGAGGCCUGGAGAACGAGGCCAUGGGCCUGUUAUUCACCAGUCAUAA
Molecule: messenger RNA, 1719 nt
Organism: Aspergillus calidoustus
Lineage: Eukaryota; Fungi; Ascomycota; Eurotiomycetes; Eurotiales; Aspergillaceae
Source: the annotation of a GenBank genome assembly